UCACGGUAUUCGCGGUAUUGCGGUAUUGCGGUAUUGCGGUAUUCGCGGUAUUCGCGGUAUUGCGGUAUUGCGGUAUUACGGUAUUGCGGUACUCGAGGAUUGUGAGCCUCGCGAUGUUGAAAGUGUUGAUGAAUCUUUGAAUUGA
Molecule: messenger RNA, 145 nt
Organism: Rotaria socialis
Lineage: Eukaryota; Metazoa; Rotifera; Eurotatoria; Philodinida; Philodinidae
Source: the annotation of a GenBank genome assembly